This is a messenger RNA of Pipistrellus nathusii (Nathusius's pipistrelle), 549 nucleotides long. The record is from the annotation of a GenBank genome assembly. Lineage: Eukaryota; Metazoa; Chordata; Mammalia; Chiroptera; Vespertilionidae.
AUGGAGCCCCAUGCACCAUCUCGAGGCCAAGCCGAAAGUUCUACUCUGUCUAGUGGAAUAUCAGUAGGUAGCAGUGAUGGUUCUGAACUAAGUGAAGAGACCUCAUGGCCUGCUUUUGAAAGUUCUGCAGAAUCGGAAGAUUUGGCAGUACAUUUAUAUCCAGGAGCUGUUACUAUUCAAGGUGUUCUCAAGAGAAAAACUUUGUUAAAGGAAGGCAAAAAGCCUACAGUAGCAUCUUGGACAAAAUAUUGGGCAGCUUUGUGUGGGACACAACUUUUUAACUAUAUUGCCAAAUCUCUAAAAGCUACAGAAAGAAGACAUUUCAAAUCCACAUCAAAUAAGAAUGUGUCUGAAGUAGGAUGGAUGGUGAUGAUCGCUGAUGACCUGGAACAUCCUGACCUCUUCCUACUGACUGACUCUGAGAAGGGAAAUUCAUACAAGUUUCAAGCUGGCAAUAGGAUGCACGCAAUGCUGUGGUUUAAGCAUUUGAGUGCUGCCUGCCAAAGUAACAAACAACAGGUUCCUACAAACUUGAUGAUUUUUGAGUAA